AUGCCUCAACGUAUCGAUAUAUCUCAAGUUCAAGAAACCUUUGGGUCUUCUAGUAUUGAUUUGAUUAGUGCAGCACUCGGUGGCCAGGUACUCGGAUUCAGCGAUCAAUUCUUUGCAGAUGCUGAAAAUUUGAUCAACCCAGCGCCGCCCGUCCAUAAACCAGGAGUUUUCGUCCCGUCGGGGGCGUGGUACGAUGGAUGGGAAACCAGGAGGCAUAAUAAGGAACCGGCAGACUGGGUUGUAAUAAAGCUCGGAGUUGCCAGUGGAACAGUUCUUGGGGUUGAAAUCGACACGACAUAUUUUAACGGGAAUCAUGCGCCCGCAGUUUCAGUCGAGGGGACAUUUAUCGAUGGCGGCCACCCUGAUGCAAACACUGCGUGGGACGAGAUCCUCCCGAAACAGGAGACAGCUUACUCACAUGUAAGGCUGAACAUGUACCCAGAUGGAGGGAUUGCUCGUUUCCGCCUUUACGGAAAUGCUGUACCCGUGUUUCCCGUAGACCCAGAGUCGAUAAUUGACCUUGCCCAUGUAUCAUCCGGGGGACUAGCAGUCUCUUGCAGUGAUCAACACUAUGGUACUAAAGACAACCUGUUGCUCCCGGGCAGGGGCAAGGAUAUGGGUGAUGGUUGGGAGACUAAACGGAGUAGAGAAGCGAGUCAUAUAGACUGGGUGAUAGUAAAGCUCGGCGCACCAGGGUAUAUUGAAGAAGUUGUGGUUGAUACACUCCAUUUUCGCGGUAACUAUCCUCAGGCUGUCGAAAUUUACGCGAUAGAUGCUGGGUCCGACCAUGUCGUGGCCGCGAGCGCACCCGAGUGGCAGAAGAUUGUCGAAGCACACCCAUGCGAAGCAGACAAAGAACAUGCUUUCCCUUCAACAAUGCUGAAGGAUGUAUCAGGGAAUGUAGUGACGCAUGUCAAAAUGGUCAUCAUACCGGAUGGAGGAGUAAAAAGGUUAAGGGUUUACGGGAAGAGAGCGGUUAGUAAUUAG
Messenger RNA from Morchella importuna, 987 nucleotides. RefSeq lists its product as uncharacterized. Gene Ontology annotation, molecular function: allantoicase activity. The record is from RefSeq and is a predicted model, not a curated record. Bases 1 to 987 code for a protein of 328 amino acids. NCBI's taxonomy places the organism in Eukaryota, Fungi, Ascomycota, Pezizomycetes, Pezizales, Morchellaceae. Gene Ontology annotation, biological process: allantoin catabolic process. The transcript is spliced from 8 exons.